Molecule: messenger RNA, 1522 nt
Organism: Vespa crabro (European hornet)
Lineage: Eukaryota; Metazoa; Arthropoda; Insecta; Hymenoptera; Vespidae
Gene: Grasp65
Product: Golgi reassembly-stacking protein 2
Exons: 7
Coding region: 167-1432 (421 amino acids)
Biological process (GO): Golgi organization
Cellular component (GO): Golgi apparatus
Molecular function (GO): protein binding
Source: RefSeq, a predicted model, not a curated record
UACUUUGAAGUUUAUAAGCUGUUAACGUCAGCAUAAAGUUUCUUACGGACUUGUGCCACGUAUAUUUAUUAUUUUAAUAUUAUUCCAAAAAGCAUAUCAACUAAUAACUGUUUUCAUGUUUUUUCUCGCUCGAAACGAAGUGACUUCGGCAAAUCUUUUAUAAGAAAUGGGAUCUUCUCAUAGCGUGGAAAUACCUGGAGGCGGUACGGAAGGUUAUCACGUAUUAAGAGUUCAAGAUGAUUCUCCUGGACAAAAAGCUGGUUUGGAAGCAUUUUUUGAUUUUAUUGUCUCCAUUGGAAAUACUCGCUUGGAUCAGGAUAGUCAUAUUUUAAAGGAUCUUCUUAAAGCUAACGUAGAUAAGGAAGUUACCAUCACCGUAUAUAGUAGUAAAACACAAUCUGUACGUCAAACCGUUAUUGUACCUAAUAUGACAUGGGGUGGACAAGGAUUCCUUGGUGUUAGCGUACGGUUUUGCUCAUUUGAAGGUGCCAAUGAAAACGUUUGGCAUGUACUUGAAGUACAUCCUUCUUCUCCUGCGGAACUAGCUGGCUUACAUCCCUUUACAGAUUAUAUCAUUGGAGCUGAUUCUGUUUUACACGAGAGUGAAGAUUUAUUUACUCUGAUAGAAGCUCACGAAUCUCGGCCAUUGAAGCUAUAUGUGUACAAUACAAUGGAUGACUCUUGUAGAGAAGUUACUAUUACACCAAAUAAUACAUGGGGAGGCGAAGGAAGUUUAGGAUGUGGAAUCGGAUAUGGAUAUUUGCAUAGAAUACCUAUCAGAAAUAUUCCAGAGAACAAACCACGUACUUCAUCGUACAUGUCUAAUAUAAAAACUACUGUUCCCAGUCAAGUGCAAACAAGUGCGACUGCUACAGUUACAAACAUACCACCUGGAUUUUCAAUUCCAUCAAAUUAUAUUCCAACUACUAUUGACAAUACUAGCAAAAAUGAAACUAUAAUUACGUCGCAGGUAACAUCGUAUCCCAAUUUAUCGCAAAUAAAUCCUGUCGAUGCUGGAGCUACUACAACUAAUUCAACGAUUCAUCCUUCUUCUAAUCAACCUAUCGUUACUACUUCACCUAGUGCUGAAAUUACCAAUUAUAAAGAUAGUCCAAACAUUCCUGGUAUGCCAACCACUCCACCUAUUUCAUCAUUUUCUGUGGAAGGAAAUAUUCCAGUAGGAUUAACAACUACGCCACAUGUGAUUACAAUGCAAAGUUAUAAUUUACCGGGUGUUCAAACUACUUCUUCACUACCUUUUAAUGUGCCUCAAUCCCAACUUGUGACAACGCCUAUUUCAUUACCUGGAAUGCCACCAAUUACCGUUAAUGCAACUCUCCCACAAAAUCCUUCUUUCUAUUCUUCUGUUCUUCAUCAAAAUCAAUUACCUACUACUACCCCAUCUUCACCUGCAUCGUUGACGACACAGUAACAGUUAUUUCUGAUGCUUCAAAUACGAUCUUUUUUGCCCUUUGAUAAAAUAUUCUAUAUGUAGGUAAAAUAAAAUAGAACAUAUAAGCAA